CUCAAAGUGUAUAACGGAGUAGUCGAUCAACAAGCGCUCACGUCACGACCACCAUUUGAAGUGUUUGUAGAAGUCAAGCAAUGUUUGACCAAUAUGGGACUCGUGGUGAAAGUGGAAGGGGAUUACAAAGUCAAGUGUGUUCGAAAUAAGCGAAAUCCCCCACCUGAGCGUAUUGAGCCUAUGUACGGUGAUCCACAAACGGAUUCUGGAGAAGAAGUUCGAUUCAUGGUGGAAAUAUGCAGACUCAAAAAUCUACCCGGCAUUUACAUUGUCGAUAUCAGCCGUCUGCGUGGCAAUGUCUGGGCAUACAAGUUCUUAUACCAAAAGCUG
This is a messenger RNA of Umbelopsis ramanniana AG, 330 nucleotides long. RefSeq lists its product as uncharacterized. NCBI's taxonomy places the organism in Eukaryota, Fungi, Mucoromycota, Umbelopsidomycetes, Umbelopsidales, Umbelopsidaceae. The annotation marks the transcript as partial. The transcript is spliced from 2 exons. The record is from RefSeq and is a predicted model, not a curated record.